CGAAAGAGAAACAACUAGGAGAAAGAGGGUAUAUUUUGCAGGCAUGUAGACUUGAAGUGUCUCAGUUUGCUUGGUCAGGACAAAUCCAAAGGGGGCUGACCACUUAUGUCACUGGAGUUUUUUUUAGGGCUGCAGCUCCUAUGAUGCUCACCAGCAGCUGUUGUGACUGUUUGUAAGUGCCCAAGUGCGCAUGUCUGGACUUUCCCACUUGUCUGAUCGCACAACUUUGUCCGGUAAGCCAACAACUCUGUGUAUUGCAUUGAAGGGAUUGAUGACUGCCUACUUUUAACAGAAUGAGAAAAAAAGGCUGAGACUAGUGCUGAACAGUAAUAAAUGUACAAGAAAAGGCCUAGAGGUUGAAAAUGGGCUGUAAGUAGUCAUUGUUGACAGGCUGUUGUGUGUGUUGGGCCUACAGUUACAUUGUGUGUGCUAGAAAAGCUGAUCAACAUUACAAGAACUAAGUGAACAGAUAGAAAACAUUUAAGAUGGCAGAAAGAAUUAAAGUGGGGAGGAAAUUUUAUUGACCUCUGACUUGAUAGCAGGGGUUGCCACUGUAAUCUAAAGUGAAAGAAUUGAAAGAAAACUUUACAUGUGAAGCUAAUCCUUAAUUUUUUUCAGGAAUUCACAGUCAAAAUGACUCUUCAGUGGACAGCUGUGGCUUUCUUCCUCUAUGCAGAGAUAGCUGUUAACCUCAUCUUGUGCAUACCCUUCAUAUCAGCAAAAAGGUACUGAUUGAGCCCCGCCCACUUCUAUCUAUCUAUCUAUCUAUCUAUCUAUCUAUCUAUCUAUCUAUCUAUCUAUCUAUCUAUCUAUCUAUUUUACAAAAACCCAACAUUAGGUCAUCACAUUUUUUUUUAAAUCAAAAGAAGUCCUUCCCAACUGCGUGAUAAUCAAUGAGUUUGAAAUUGACAGUUCACCCAAACAACCAGCAGAGAGCAUUGAUACCCUUUCUUUUCAAAUAUCAUCUCUAUGAUGUGCUGGUGAAACUCAGUGUCCUUUUGACCUACUUUCUAGAUGGCGCUCUGUUUUCAACUUGGGGAUAUGGAAUUGGUUAUCUCCAUACUGGAAUAAGUGCUUCUUCACAAUGAUCAUGGUUCUUAUUGUACUUUUUCUUGGUAAGCAAUCCGCUGAGUCAUAGAUAAUCUGCUGAGUCACUGACAUUUAUCAGCACACACAGGCAGUCCUGGCUAGAGGCGGUCACGUUUCUGUCCCCUCUGUGGUCCCUCAGAUGCUGUUCGUGAGGUGCAGAAGUACUCUGGUCCUGAGCCCAUGCACGAUGCCAAGGUGAACCCAAAUUUGUAUGACCAUGUCCACAUGAAGCUGUUCAGAGCCCAGAGGAACCUCUACAUAUCUGGUUUCUCCAUCUUCCUCUGGGUGUAAGUGUAAUUUAUUUCCACAUUGAUUCACAACAACAGAGCACUGUUAUUCAAACUGUCGAAUAAUACUUUUAAUUCUCUUUCUCCCCACCUUUCCUGUUUCUGUGAGCACAGUAUCAUGCGUCGAAUUGUCACCUUGCUAAACAAGGUUGCUGUCACCUUGGAGGACACUGCAGAUCUUCAGGUGCAGAUUGAAAAUGCUGUCAAAGCAGCCAAUCAGCACCAGGAGGACAACCUGACACUUAAACAAGUUAGACUUUUAUCAGUUUGUUAUUAGUGUUGUGUUGUGUUAAAAGCUACUCUUGCAUCUAUUGUGCACAUAUCUGCUUAACAGCCCAUGUGAGGUGAAAAGCUUGAAUGCUAUAAUAUCUUACUAGUGUUUUUUAGUUUCUUUGAUGUAGAAAUGCAAGAGUCUGACUGCCAUCAUCAUUCAAACUACUGAAAAGUCAAGUAACAGUGAAAUAUGUUACUAUGUUAAUAUGUUAUGCUAAAACAACAAAAUUAAGAAAUGACUAGCUACUAUCAGACAAAAGCUGCCAUUAGCAUCAAUAUCCUAGCCUAUGAAAUAGUACAUGUGCGUCGUACUAUUAAAAGAAAUCUUGGAAAAACACAAAAUAUGUGUAACAAUCUCAUCUGACUGCAGCUAAUGUUAGCAAAUGUGCUAGUUUGAACAUUUUUAGUUGCUUUUUGUACCCUUACACCCUUUUGCCUUACUUUAAAACAACUUCUUUAGCUAUUUUAGCAUUCAGCUAUUUUACUGCUAGCAGUGAUUUUAGCUCAAAGGAGGAGGAUGCUUGCACCAGUUGCAGCUUGAUAGUUGACGGGUUGUUGUUUUAAAUUGUAACGACUUCUCCUGAUUCACACUAACCAUUUUGUUUCCAAUGGCAAACAGGUAACUGAUAGGUAUAGGUUCCUAAAACUUAAAAUCCAAAGACACCGCACUACAGCAUUAUAUUAUACUGUACUAUGUGGUGUACCUUUAGUACCACAUUAUGCUAUUGGGGGCUUAUCUUCAAUAGUGCACAGGCAUUAAAGCUAUAUUUUUCAUAGUGUUGUUUCAGCAAUAUUUUCUAAGAGUUGACAUGUCUACUGUUGGUAAUUAAAGGGACCCGUUUGUCCUCAGGCUCUGCUAGAUGAGGAAAGAUCUAUGUCAGCAAAAAAUCAACAACUAAAGCUGGAGGCAGGGAGGCUGGCAGAUCAAGUGAAGGUUGCUGAAGAAGGUCAGUAAUCACCUUGUGCCUUUUAAAAUCCUAGGACUAUUAAUAAUUAGGGAACCUUUAAUGAGGGAAUAAGCUCUAUAUUAAACACUGGGCCACAUGCUGCAGUGUAAACCCUUGAGUAAAUAAAUCAACCUCUGUUUGUCUGUGUAGCUGUGCGCAAAUCCCAGGCUGAGGUGGAGGCCAUGAAGAGGCAGGCCAAAGGUCUGGCACAGGAGUAUGACAGACUAUUGAGGGAACACCACCAACUCCAGGUGAGGAUACACAAAAACACGAACACAAACAAAUACAUGUUGUACGUUUACACAAUUGGAGAGGUUGUAUUUUUAAUACUUUUCUCCAUCCACAGAACCAACAAAGUCCAACAGACAAAAAGGAUCAGUGAUCCCAAAGACACAGCAGAGCUCCGCUGAAUUUUUCCACAGAGACCUUUUCCUGUGUGCAAUAGGCUGAAUUUUCUAAAACCAUUCUCUUGAACUGAAAGCAUGUAACAAACAUAUAUGUGAUGAACAGUAUCAUAAAAUGUUUUCAAGUGCUGUAAAUACUUUUCAACUAAAGUCUUUAUCAUGAGCAGAGAGUAUACACAUUGUUCUUAAUUUAUUGAAAUAAUUUGGAGCUAUUUUAAUUUUGUGUGAGGGACUUUGUUGAUGCUUACAGCUGUACACAGACUGAGCAAUAGUUUGAUCUGAGAUUUGAAUGCAUGACAGACGUGUCCUCCUAGACAAAAUGGGUAAAUGCUGUAUAUUGUAAGUUGUAGUAUAGUUGAAGUAACAGUUGUAUAGUAGAGUCCUGGUAUUUCUGUUGUCUUACCACUUCGCUUAGAAUCCUUUAUACUCAAAAUUUAGCAAACUACUUUUUUGGGUUGAUCCUUUAAUUCUUCAAAUCUGUGACAUGAUAAUUUGUUUGUGGCAUGAAGAUAAUAAUAAUAAAAAAAGAUUUUUUCACUGUCA
This is a messenger RNA of Xyrichtys novacula (pearly razorfish), 3543 nucleotides long. The record is from the annotation of a GenBank genome assembly. NCBI's taxonomy places the organism in Eukaryota, Metazoa, Chordata, Actinopteri, Labriformes, Labridae.